This is a messenger RNA of Purpureocillium lilacinum, 468 nucleotides long. NCBI's taxonomy places the organism in Eukaryota, Fungi, Ascomycota, Sordariomycetes, Hypocreales, Ophiocordycipitaceae. The record is from RefSeq and is a predicted model, not a curated record.
AUGUCCCCUGUUGACACUUGCUCCUGGCAACACCCUCUUUUGUCCCCUGCCUCUUCCACGACAGCCUCUUCUCACGACACCAAUGUGGUCAGCCUCCACGAGCGGUUUGCACAGCUUAACCCAGCAUCGCAACCGAUUUGGCACCCGGUCCUGGAGAUUGUGAUGCCUCUUUCAGGUUCGAUGCGCCCCGCAACGGAACCGGAGUCACUGUUGAGACGUGCUUCACUUGGCGUGGCACAAAGCCAGAAUCUGACUAACUAUUGUACUGUCGCUGUACUUCCGUUGAGUCGUCUGGCGAGCCCACAUCCAUUGGAGGCCCUUGGCCCCGUCUGGCGGGCAGGUUUGCCAGGAUCCGGCUCUCGUCAUCGCUCAGUGGCACUGCCCUGCACGAAGGUGAAAGAUAGAGAGCUACUUACUAUACUCUACUGUACCAACCGAGCAUCACGAAAUGGCUCACAAUGUGGCUAG